Messenger RNA from Humulus lupulus (European hop), 1889 nucleotides. Its product is annotated as MATH domain and coiled-coil domain-containing protein At2g42480-like. Bases 131 to 1648 code for a protein of 505 amino acids. The record is from RefSeq and is a predicted model, not a curated record. The transcript is spliced from 7 exons. Gene Ontology annotation, molecular function: protein binding. Lineage: Eukaryota; Viridiplantae; Streptophyta; Magnoliopsida; Rosales; Cannabaceae.
AAUUGUCAGUGCAAACUUUAUCGUUUUUGCACUAACAAUUCUUCUCUACUAUAAAAACAAUUGACUAUGACUUGACUAUUGACUAUUGACUAUCGCUCUUCUUCCAUAGAUACUUUUUGUCCCUCUAAUCAUGGAAGCUAAUGCACUCCAAGCUAAAGCAGAAACGACGAAGGUUGAAGCUCAGUUGGGGAAUGGUUCUCCAUCCGAGCAGUUCACAUGGGCCAUUGACAAUUUUUCCAAACUUAAUGUGAAGGGGCUCUAUUCUGAUGUAUUCCAUGUAGGAGGCUACAAAUGGAGGAUUCUAGUUUUUCCUAGAGGGAACAACGUGGAUUAUUUAUCAGUAUACCUAGCUGUUGCUGAUUCACUAACUUUGCCUCAUGGUUGGAGUAUAUAUGCCAUGUUCAGCUUAUCUGUUAUCAACCAACUUGAUCCUAAAUACACAGUUGCAAGAGCAUUUGAACAUGAGUUUAAAGCGGGUGAGAGGAACUGGGGUUUCCCAUCAUUUGUUGCUCUUGGGGAACUAAUUGACUCUACCAAAGGUUUUCUUGUGAACGACACUUGCAUAGUUAAAGCAGAGGUAACAUUGAAGAAAGAGCAAGAUGAAAAUGAGCUAAAGAUAGAGGAAAAGGAAGUCCCUGUUGAAUCUCAGCCAGAACCUAAAUCUAUUGAUUCACAAACUAUCAUUCCAGAUGCUCAUCUAAGUGAGCUCCCUACAACACCAGAGAAUCUCAUUCAUGAGCAAAUAACACAAGUGGCGGUUCCCUCAGAUGUUAAUGGAGAAAAUCUUAUGUCCAAAGCAAACACUUAUGCUCAAGCCAUUACUGCUGCUAGUCUCUUAAUUGAAUCCUUACAACAGACUCAACAGGUUACUCUUAUGACCAAGGAUGUGCAGGAAGAAGCUAAAACGACAUCCAUUCCAUUGGCCCCGCUUAUUGUUGAUCCACCAACUGUCCAGCUUCCUCAGCAGCCAACUGUUGUAGAAGAUGAAAUAAGUCCCUUUUAUUUGUCUGAAUUAGAUGCCUUAUUUGGUGACAUUAAAAAUCUAUUAGCAGGAAAGAGUUCCAACUCAAACACUUUGAGCAGCUCGUGCCCUCCUCGUGCAUGUAGCGAAGAGGAGAUUUCCCAUGCAAAGAACAUUUUCAAAGAAUGCCUUAAUAUGAAGCUUGCCCGUGUUAUCGAAGAAGGUCGAGAAACUGAGCUCAAGAAUUCACUUUCUAUCAUGAUAACUGGCAAUGCAUGUCCUGAUCACAUUGUAAGUUUUACAACCAAGUUUGUAGACAACUUAGAGCAAUACGCAGGUGCACGGCAAGACUUAAGGGAGGUUCAAGAUAAGGAGAAAUCAAUAGAUGAUGAGCUGGAGACUACUGCAAAACAAUUAGCUUCUGAGUUCAUGCCUCUGAGGAAUCAGGCUGAGGCUGUUGAUCAAGAAAUAGCUGAACUAGAAAGACAGUUGAGUGAGAAGAAGGCAAAGAAGGUAUGGCUUAAAAAGAGUCUUGAAGAUUUAGUUGAUCGAGCAACUACUUCAAAACAAGCAUUGAUCGAUGCUCAAGAGGUCAUUUCGCUGUUGAGAAACAAGAAGAAACAAGUUGAGAAGAUGGUUAGUGAAAUGGAAUGGUCAUGGGAGAUUCUGAAGUCUUCAAUUCCCUGACUCGAUUGACUAUUUGGAACUAUGUUUAUCGUGUGACCAAAGGAACAAUUGUGGCAAUACUAGUGGUGGUGGUGGAACAAGUUGUGUGUUUGUGUUUGCGUAGUGUGAGUUGCCACUUCGGUUGGCGCUUCACCAUAAUUUGGGAGGCUUAUACCGCCCAUCAUAUUCAUAUGUUGCUCUUAGGCUUUUGUUUAAGUUAUUCAAAGCUUAUGAAUAAGAAAAAAAUGUUCUAGUUUAUUCA